AUGGCCGAAGCUGCGCGGGUCUUCCACACGACUACAUUCGUCCCUUCAUUCAAUUCACUGCACAAAACCCAGAAACCCAAGCCCUCGUUUGUCUCCCGAAGCACCGUACGCCGGAAGUUCCAGUCUUUACGCUGUUCGUCGUCGCUGGAAAGCGCGACCACAGCGAUGACGACGAAUAAUCAGGAGGUACGAUGGGGAUGCGACAUCGAUUCUCCGGAAAACGCUCUAGCUCUGCAGAAAUGGCUUUCAGAUUGCGGGUUGCCUCCUCAGAAGAUGGGAAUUGAGAAAGUGGAAGUUGGGGAGAGGGGUUUGGUAGCUUUGAAGAACAUUAGGAAAGGGGAGAAGUUGCUCUUCGUGCCUCCUUCUCUCUUCAUCACCGCCGAUUCAGUGAGUGAGAUUAUGAAGAAAUACUCAGUGCCAGAUUGGCCAUUGAUAGCAACUUAUCUGAUUAGCGAGGCAAGCCUUGAGAAAUCAUCUAAAUGGAGCAAUUACAUUGCUGCUUUACCUCGCCAGCCUUAUUCUCUCUUGUACUGGACUCGUGCAGAACUAGAUAGGUAUCUUGAAGCAUCACAGAUCAGAGAGCGGGCGAUUGAGAGGAUUAACAAUGUCAUUGGAACGUAUGAUGAUUUGAGGCUUAGGAUAUUCUCCAAGCAUCCUCAGCUCUUUCCUGAAGAGGUAUUCAACAUUGAGUCCUUCAAAUGGUCAUUUGGCAUACUCUUCUCUCGCUUGGUUCGUUUGCCGUCAAUGGAUGGAAGAGUAGCCCUGGUUCCCUGGGCUGACAUGUUGAAUCAUAGUUGUGAGGUGUUCAUAUCGUAUGGGAAGAAAUCUAAUGGAGAGCUGUUGCUCUCUUAUGGAUUCGUUCCAAGGGAAGGUACUAAUCCCAGUGACUCGGUGGAAUUGCCUUUCUCACUAAAAAAGUCUGACAAAUGCUACAAGGAGAAGCUAGAAGCUUUGAGGAAGCAUGGUUUGUCUGGGUCACAUUGCUUUCCCAUCCGUGUCACUGGCUGGCCACAGGAGUUGAUUGCAUAUGCUUACUUAGCAGUCAGCCCUCCGAGCAUGAUCGGACAGUUUGAAGAGAUUGCAGCUGCUGCAUCAAACAAGACAGCCAUGAAGAAAGAUAAACCAUAUCCCGAAAUUGAAGAACAGGCACUGCAGUUCAUAUUGGAUAGUUGUGAGUCAAGCAUAUCAAAAUACACCAAAUUCUUACAGGCUAGUGGAUCAAUGGAUUUGGAUGUGACAUCUCCAAAGCAAAUUAACAGAAGGUUGUUCUUGAAGCAGCUCGCUGUAGACUUGUGCAACAGUGAACGAAGGAUAUUGUACCGAGCUCAAGCUGUAUUGAGAAGAAGGUUGAGAGACAUGAGGAGUGGGGAACUGAAAGCUCUGAAUCUCUUUGAUGGCCUCAGAAACCUCUUCAAAUGAAGUGGUGUUUGCCCCAUUCCCCUACUUGUGCAGCAAAUUAUAGGACAAAUGAUUUCUUCAGCCAAAAGGGUUUCAGCUUAAAGGAAGAAAUCAGACGCGAAGGGCUGCUAAAUUCUGGCUCCGGCAGCUGUUCCUUAGUUCCCUCUGUUUCAGGAGUUUGUAAUACAACCAACCCUUUCCUGUGUAAAUUUGAAUUUUCCUACAUGUGGGGAAGCAAGAUUGAUCACCAAGUCAAAAUUCAAAACUAAAUAAUAGAAUUUCCUUUCGUGUGCGCGAUGUACUAAAAUGAUCACGACGAAUGGCCUGUUCUCACUUCUCAGUGGCAGAGGGAAUUUUAUUAUGCUCUCUCCUAUGACUUUUUAACCCGCGGUUGACCCAGACCCGGUCGAACUAGUGGGUCAAUUGUUUUAGCUCGGUUUAGCC
Molecule: messenger RNA, 1842 nt
Organism: Linum tenue
Lineage: Eukaryota; Viridiplantae; Streptophyta; Magnoliopsida; Malpighiales; Linaceae
Source: the annotation of a GenBank genome assembly